Messenger RNA from Patiria miniata (bat star), 3175 nucleotides. RefSeq names its product G-protein coupled receptor GRL101-like. Bases 1 to 2733 code for a protein of 910 amino acids. Gene Ontology annotation, cellular component: membrane. The record is from RefSeq and is a predicted model, not a curated record. Gene Ontology annotation, biological process: G protein-coupled receptor signaling pathway. Lineage: Eukaryota; Metazoa; Echinodermata; Asteroidea; Valvatida; Asterinidae. Gene Ontology annotation, molecular function: protein binding; G protein-coupled receptor activity. The transcript is spliced from 15 exons.
AUGAAUGCGACAAGGUGGAGCGGUUGGGUCGUCUGCACGGCGCUAUUAGUGGCUGCUACCUGCACGCAAGCUUCUGCUGAGAACGAAGCAUGCGGUGCAGAAUCGAUCCACCUUGGACCAACGGAAUCCUACGACCUCAAAUCACCCAGUUAUCCCUCUGACGUCACCACAUCCCUGCGCUGCAAUUGGACAAUAACGUCGGCUCGAGGCGCGAAGAUCAAGCUCGUCAUUCACGAUUUGCGUAUCAAUCACUACACAGACAGUAUCACCAUCGUGAACAUCCGAACGCCCCCGAACGCAAGUUCGGAUUACCCUCUGAGACAUUACCGCGAGGGCAAAGUUCAGAUGGUGAUGUCAGCCGGUCACGUGAUGGGAGUUCAGUUAUUGGCUAAGUCGCAUUGUUUGGAUGACUUCGAUUCAGCGUGUGAAGGCAGUCGGUUUUGGAUUGAGUUUUCUCAAGUAACGAGAGAUGCAUCGCUCAGAUCUGAGUGUAACAACCUUUCAGGGAUGUUUUUGUGUGACGACCACAGCAUUUGCUUGAGUCAAAAUGGACGCUGUGACGCUAUAAUCGAUUGCCCCGACCAAUCAGAUGAACGCAAUUGCCCCCGCUCAUGUCCGUCCAACGAGUACUGUGCAAAUACCAGCGCGUGUCUGAGACGACGAUAUCACUGCGAUGGUAUUCCUGAUUGCGCCAGGGGUGAAGACGAGAAAUCGUGUGAUGUGCGUCACUGCCCAAAGGACUGCUCGUGUCAAAUUCGCGAUGCAAGUCUUAGUACCAAUGGCCUCCUAAUUGUGAACUGCAGUAACAACCCAAAUGUCACCAAUGUUUGGAACAAUCUUCCCAGGAUCACCAAGAAACUCGUUAUGAAGAAGAACAACAUCACGGAUUUAAAGCCAGGGCAAUUGCUGGAUUUACCGCAGCUCGAGCAACUGAAUCUAGAAGAUAACCAGUUGACUACGCUAAAACGUGGAAUUUUCACUGGUCUCCGUCAAUUAGGGUUACUGAAACUCAACAUAAAUAAUUUGAACGCGAUAGACGAAGGAGUGUUCCAAACGCUUGAGUCCCUUAAAGUUCUACGUCUUGAUGAUAACAGCAUCACGUCUCUCACAGCGGAAAUGUUCGAGGGUCUUACCAGUUUAACAAAUGUACGUCUUGGAAACAACCGCAUAGGGAGACUCGGAGCCAAUACUUUCCAGCAUCUAGGGAACCUCAUUGGUUUAGACCUAGCUGAAAAUCGAAUUGCAACGAUUGAGCCGGAUGCAUUCAGCGGUCUAGUUCAUCUUAGAUCUUUAGAGCUACGAGAUAAUCUACUGACGGUUCUAGAGACCGACAUGUUCUCUCACUUGAAGUCCAUGACAGUAUUAACUAUUGAGGAUAAUCCCUGGACAGUUAUUGAACGAGGCGCGUUUAACGGCCUGGAGAACAUCCAAAUUUUGGCUUUGAUACGCCUUCCUAAGGACGUGAAAGACUUCACAGUGGAUAAACAUGAACUUGAACACAUGGAAAAUCUGGUACAUCUAGUUGUGGACGAUCAGAAAAUGUGCUGCCUGCUUUCCUACCGGCCCAACGGCAUAAGAGACAGCUGCAUACUAGGUGGUCUACAAAGAGACUUUACAGUAUCACUAUCCUACUUCACUUGCGAUCGACUUAUGCACAACUCAGUCCUACGGGUGUUCAUAUGGUGCUUGGGAAUUAGCGCCCUCAUCGGCAACACGUUUAUCAUCGUAUGGAGGCUGAAGAUGACUGACUCUGGGAAGCGUUCGCAAUCGGUCCUGAUUCUCAAUCUGGCCGUGUCGGAUCUCAUCAUGGGCGUGUAUAUGCUGAUCAUCGCUGGGGCGGACGCGCACUUUCAGGACUCCUUUUUCCUUCACGUGGAGGAAUGGAGAUCAGGGCACCUGUGCAACUUCGCUGGUUUCCUGUCCAUGCUGAGCUCCGAAGCCUCUGUCUUUUUCAUCACCAUGAUCAGCAUUGAUCGCUUUCUAUGCGUCGUGUUCCCAUUCGGGAAGAAGUGGUUGCGGUUAGACUCGGCUCGAGUCGCCAGCAUGGCAAUGUGGGGCAUCGCUUUACUGAUAAGCAUCCCACCACUGCUCCUGCAAGACAAAAUUGAAGGGUUUUACGGUCUGAGCGACGUCUGUGUCGGACUACCUCUGAUAAAAUCUAACCGUACUUCCAAAAAGGACGACAUUCACCUUUUCGGCAUACCCGGAGAAUCAUUCAACACGACGGUGACCGAGUCUGCGACUCCUUCGCGUGUGUUUUCCGUGACAGUAUACCUCGGCAUCAAUUUGGUAUGCUGCCUCAUCGUACUGCUGUGCUACAUGGCGAUCGCCUUUGUUGUCACCGUCAAACUGCCCUCUAAGAAGCUGCAGAAGCGCAAGGAUAAGGAGCACCGUAAGAAGGAGAUGGCAAUGGCCCGUCGGAUGCUGCUCAUCGUCGGCACAGACUUCUUCUGCUGGAUGCCAGUCAUCUUAAUGGGAAUCCUAUCCAUGAGUGGGGCUGUAGACAUCCCCGACGAGACCUACGCCUGGGUCGUGGUCUUUGUUAUACCCAUCAAUUCCUCCAUCAAUCCCUACUUGUACACAUUCUCAAACAGCAACGCGGUCUCUCUCAAGUGCUGUAAAUUCCGAGGACCGGGAUCCUCUGUUAAUUCGGUCAAGAUGAAGCCCCUGCACAGUACCGACGCCAAAGAUGUAAGUCAGAGGUGUCGAUCGGGAACACAUACCUUCCUAUAGCGGUCAAGUGAGACUUCAGGUAGUGUCGAAGCUGUAAUCCAGCCAGGUAGCUGGUAAGGUUCACUUCAUUAAGCUAUCCAGGAUAAGCUGAGGAAAGUUAAUCGCGAGCGUCUGCAUCGCGUUAGAUUUGGAACAACCUCAUCGGAUCUACUUGCAUGGGUCUGUAAACAACGCUGCUAACUUUACUGUGUACAACUCCGAUCGUUCAGAAUCCUUACCCGAUACAGUUGACCUUUUUGCGGAUAAACUUCCCCGCAACAUCUCCCGAUGUUUAAUAUGGCACGACCUCUUGCCGAUACACGAGAUGAUUCAAACACAGAACGAAGAGUCGAGAGCGGAUGUUGUUUAAGCAGGGGCAGAUCUGUGGGGAGGAUUGAUUGAAAUAACGGGGGAGUAAGUGGCAGAUGUGCCUAAGGCACGCCCUGCUAGGGGGUGCGGAGCA